Messenger RNA from Brassica oleracea var. oleracea, 506 nucleotides. RefSeq lists its product as uncharacterized. The coding region runs from base 74 to 295 and encodes 73 amino acids. The record is from RefSeq and is a predicted model, not a curated record. The transcript has a single exon. Lineage: Eukaryota; Viridiplantae; Streptophyta; Magnoliopsida; Brassicales; Brassicaceae.
CUAGUUUUACUCUUUCAACAAAUCACAAUCAUUCUCCCACUCUUUCUUUGAAUCUGCAAAAAUAAGUAAAGUAAUGGCGUUUCCUUCGUGUGUUCAGUGCGGGACGAGACAAAACCCGUGUAGGUGCAAAGUGGUGGGACCGACGCUAGGGUUCGUGGCUUUUCUGGUGACCGGAGUUAUCGAAUGGCCAGUUGGUGCGGUGGUUUAUAUCUUUAAACAUAGCAAGGGUCGGCGUAUAAUGGGACAUCCAGCCACUGUGGUUUAUCCUAAAGUCUCAAGAUCUAUUCCCAUUUAACUUUGUCUUCGUCAUUAUACUACUACUAUGUAUGUCUAAUGUCUUUGGUUGUUAACUAAUGUUUUUCCUCCUUUUUAAUCUGUAAUAAAAGUUCCGAAUCCAAGUCUGGAUUAGUUUCUGAUAUGUAUAACCCAACUAAAGAUUUACAUUUAUGUUUGUAUUUGUAUACACACGUACGUGAAAGCAAAUAAAAUAUUGUAAUGGACUCAAA